AUGGAGGAGGAGAACAUUCCGAUCCAGCCCUGUUUCUCCGACGAGGGUAUCAACUACAUGCACAUUCGGCACAACAACCUCUACCUGCUGGCGCUUUCGAAGCGUAACUCGAACGCGGCCGAGAUCAUCCUCUUCCUGCACCGGCUCGUGAGCGUGCUGGCCGAGUACUUUAAGGAAGUGGAGGAGGAGUCGAUCCGGGACAACUUUGUCAUCAUCUACGAGCUGCUCGAUGAGAUGAUGGACUUUGGAUAUCCGCAGACGACCGAGUCCAAGAUUCUCCAGGAGUACAUUACGCAAGAGUCGCACAAGCUCGAGGUUCAGGUCCGCCCGCCCAUGGCGGUCACGAAUGCCGUGUCCUGGCGCUCAGAGGGCAUCCGAUACCGCAAGAACGAGGUGUUCCUGGACGUGAUCGAGAGUGUCAACCUGCUCGUGAACGCGAGCGGCAACGUCGUGCGGUCCGAGAUUCUGGGGUCCGUCAAGAUGAAGUGCUACCUGAGUGGAAUGCCGGAGCUGCGCCUGGGUCUGAACGACAAGGUCAUGUUUGAGAACACGGGGCGGGCGGCGCGCGGCAAGUCGGUCGAGAUGGAGGACGUCAAGUUCCACCAGUGCGUGCGCCUGUCGCGUUUCGAGAACGACCGCACCAUCUCCUUCAUCCCACCCGACGGCGAGUUUGAGCUCAUGUCCUACCGCCUCUCCACCCCCGUCAAGCCCCUUGUCUGGGUCGAGGCAAGCGUCGAGCGGUACAAGAAUUCGCGCAUAGAGUACAUGGUCAAGGUCCGCGGACAGUUCAAGCGCAAGAGUACGGCGAACAAUGUCGAGAUCUACGUCCCCGUCCCGGAAGACGCGGACAGCCCGAAAUUCCGCGCCGCAACGGGAUCCGUCGUCUAUGCUCCCGAGAAGAGCGCGUUCAUCUGGAAGAUCAAGCAACUCGGCGGAGGAAAGGACUACCUGAUGCGUGCGCACUUCGGUCUGCCCUCCGUCGUCGGCGAGGAGCUCGACAAGCGUCCGCCCCUGCGCGUCUCCUUUGAGAUCCCCUACUUCACCCUCUCCGGCAUCCAGGUCCGGUACCUCAAGAUUGUCGAGAAGAGCGGGUACAGCGCGCUCCCGUGGGUGCGCUACAUCUGCCAGAGCGGAGACGACUAUGUCCUCCGCACGAUCACGGAUGCCAAGUCGUCCUCGAUCAUCACGCCGUUGUAA
Molecule: messenger RNA, 1197 nt
Organism: Trichosporon asahii var. asahii CBS 2479
Lineage: Eukaryota; Fungi; Basidiomycota; Tremellomycetes; Trichosporonales; Trichosporonaceae
Product: clathrin assembly protein AP47
Exons: 2
Coding region: 1-1197 (398 amino acids)
Biological process (GO): vesicle-mediated transport; intracellular protein transport
Cellular component (GO): clathrin-coated vesicle; clathrin adaptor complex
Molecular function (GO): clathrin-cargo adaptor activity
Source: RefSeq, a predicted model, not a curated record